Messenger RNA from Trypanosoma cruzi, 2205 nucleotides. RefSeq lists its product as uncharacterized. The transcript has a single exon. The record is from RefSeq and is a predicted model, not a curated record. Lineage: Eukaryota; Euglenozoa; Kinetoplastea; Trypanosomatida; Trypanosomatidae. The coding region runs from base 1 to 2205 and encodes 734 amino acids.
AUGUACCCACGCCAGGACGAUGUGAGUCUUUUGCAACGUUACAUCAACGAUAACAAGCUGGAGGAGAAGGGUGUUCCACUAACCGAGCUGCGGCGACUAGAGGGUACGGGCCAGGUGAUGCUGGGUGUUGAUGGCACGAAAAUCAUUGACCUCAUCACCCAAGCCGUGAGGGAGAAGGAAAAGAUGGCCAUCUACACCUAUACAACCCCGUUUACGGUAUAUGAUAAAAUCACGGAUGUCUGCAAGACACUCCGGUCUCUUAAAAAUUGCACUCCUGUGUUGGUGUUCAAUGGCAUUCCGUUUUAUCCGGACCCAUCUGAUGAUAAUUGUCGCGAAAAAAAUAUGGUGCCUCCUGAUGUAGCCGCCCUUAACGGUACUGACAGUUCCAGACUCUGUAAUAUGCACUCGAUGCGAGCGGUGGACAUACAAAAGAAGUCAUCGUCGCGUUUCUUUGUAGAGGAGGAUGUAGAAAAUCAAAUUGUGAAGCUUUUUCGAUCUGAAUUUAAGGACACCAUGCGAGCGCCCUACCUUGCUUGGGCUCAGUUGUCUGCCUUUUGUCACCCUAAAAACCGCCAUAUAUCGGAGGUGUACGGUUGUCUGGAACUUCUUGCUUUUCCAGGAAUUGAUCGGGUCAUCACAAACAUAAAUGUGAUGAAGGGGACUGUCGAUAUGGUACGUAAAUCCCGUCUCUUAGAGUUGCUGCGGAUAAGUGAGGAUGAUUUGGGAAGCCUGAUUGUGGUUGACAGCCGAAACAGAGUAAUGAGGACCGUUGGACCGAAGUUUUCCAGCUUUGAUGAUAUGUGCAAAAAAAUUACACGUGUCAAUGAUUUGUCUCUCGGUGCUUCUUAUGUGCAUCAGCUCCAUCAAGAGGCUAUGCAUCUCUCUGAACAAGCUCGCAACCGCACUUUAAAUCUGAAGAGCGCCGUACUUCGUAACCUCGCUGCUUUGGGGUGCCCAGUACUAACCCUGGUUCCCCCUUACUGUACUUUGUUAACUCGGCUAUAUGAAUCGCGUCGGCAACUACCGAUUGAUCCCAAGAUGGUCAUGGGGUGUCCUCUUCCACCUGUUAUGUACUACAUGUUUACAGCUGGUCUUUUGUCACCCAGCCUUUUCGGUGCAUUGUGUCAGGGGAGUUUGGUGGAUGACUGGCCACUUGUGGAUUCUAUCAAGUACCGUGAUGUGGCUGAAACCGUUUUACCACUUCGAGUUCAAACACUCCAUCAACUCGCUGCAUCUCUGCGUAUGUCUGAUUUUGGGAUGACAUGGUUUCGCCGCUACAACGCCUUUCUCUCUCGUGUGAGUAAAGUCCACGCCCCUCCGGAGAUUGGGCUUGAUUCUUGGAAUUUAGCAGGUGAGACCAUUUCUGAAAAUCUUUUUCUGGUGGAUGUUAUGGAAUUUUCGCACUUGGCAGUUUCAUCUCGGCAUAUUAUUUACGAAACGGCGGAGGAGACCUGUGCAGCCGUUCUGCUUCAAUCCCUAGACCUUCUUGGCUACCUAACUCAUGAGACCCGUGACGACGGCGAGGAUGUUCAAGUGAGUGAGCCAUCUCCUUUUGGUCGGGCUCUAAAGUUAUGCGGCGUACCAACACUCAGCGAGUAUGUUGUUCUUCUUAUCGAGCUUUCUCGCACGGGCGCGAUCACAACGGAACAGUUCCGAAUGACCUCGGAGGAAAUAAUACCACGGGAUAUUCCUCCCGAGAUUGUUCUCGCUAGUCGCAUUCUAUCCAUCAUUCCACUAAAUGUCUCAUCUUCCUGGAGUGGCCCAAUUGAUCCUGAACUAGCCGCAUUCAGCAUGAUUUCACGCAUGAUAUCUCGAUCGAUUCGUCAUCUUCUGGAAGCGAUGCUGGCGAUAAUCUUUUAUCAGGGAAGGACUUUAGUGCCACUGCAUAGAAUAUGUGCUAUUCAACAAGCCUUACCCUUUUCCACGCCUGUAGAAUUUGGCGGUGGCGUGCUGAUUGAGUAUGUCCUGAUGAAGGAGAAGUGUACGCUGAGCGAUAUUGAAGCGGCCUUCCCGGAGUGCAACUAUCUACGGCACGAUCUUGCCACAUUGUUUUACUUCUGGGAGCUCGCGGUGUGCGUUCUGAACUCAAUCGCAUGCAAAGACGUUCCGCUUGAUGUGGGUUGCCUACACAAGGCCAACGAGCGGAUGAAGGAGUUGCAGAGGAAUCUUGAUAUUAACACGGGUGUAAGGGAAACCUACUACUGA